Messenger RNA from Linum tenue, 327 nucleotides. The record is from the annotation of a GenBank genome assembly. Lineage: Eukaryota; Viridiplantae; Streptophyta; Magnoliopsida; Malpighiales; Linaceae.
GACCACCGUCGUUUGGUGCCUCAACAAACACAGAACUUUUACAAACUUCGGGUAACAGUUGAUGACAACACUGGAUCAGCAGCUUUUGUUCUGCUGGGUAGGGCCGCUGACCUUCUUGUGGGCUUGACUGCUAACGAUCUCUCUACUAGGUUUCCUUACCAACGCAAUGUUCUUCCACAAGAACUUCUGGCUCUUGAAGGGCGAGACUUUACUUUUGACGUCCAGCUUCCAAAACCGGAAUAUGGGGCUCGUGGCCCGCCAGAAUUCACGGUCCUUGCUGUCAAUGAGCAAGAACAGCCAAAUUCCUGCUCACCAACUCUUGGUCGC